CCAGAAAAUGCACUCUCAACAUGUAAAACUAAGUGACGAUCCAGAAUUAUCUGCAAUUUGUUCAGCUCUCCUUUUAGCUUUCAUAGAGAACUCUCGUGUUUUAAGAUAUUGUUCAGGAGGUGGAGAUUAUACAAAUACAUAAAAUGAUUUUGGAGAUCAUUAAUUAGAAAUGGAUGUAUAAUGUGAACUAAAUGUUAAUACAGAAUUAAAGAGAACAGGAUUUGUUAGUCAUACAGCAAGUGAAGAAACACCAGAAGUAUAUAUUCUAUUUUUAUUUAUUUUAGAUGAAGCUUUUAACUGAAGGUGGAAAGUAUAUUGUAACAUUUGAUCCUCUAGAUGGAAGUUCAAUAAUUGGAACUAAUUUUGCAGUGGGAACAAUUGUUGCAAUUUGGAAAUCAGAUGAAAAUUUAUUGAUAGGAAAAAGAGGAAGAGAUAUGGUUUCAGCUUGUUGUUGUCUCUAUGGUAGUAGAACUAAUGUGAUAUUCUGGAAUGAAAAAGAAUAGAAAGUUUAAGAAUACACAUUAUUUGGUAUUAGCAUAUUUUAUUUUUAGAUGGUGAUAAAUAAGGUCAUUGGGAAUUAACUAAAGAUAAUAUUAAGAUCAAGCCAAAAGGUAAAUUGUUUAGUCCAGGAAAUACAAGAUGCAUAAUAGAUCAUAUUCCAUAUAGAGAGGUUGUUGAUUAUUGGAUUCAUAAUGGCUAUACACUUAGAUAUUCUGGUGGCAUGGCUCCAGAUAUUUGUUAGAUCUUCUUAAAAGAAGUUGGUGUCUUUUCCUGUUUUGGAGAUGCCAAAAAUCCAUCUAAAUUAAGAUAUCUCUAUGAAUGUGCACCAUUAUCCUUCUUAAUCGAGAAGGCUGAAGGAAAAUCAUUUAAUGGCAAACAUUCAGUUCUAGACACUGAAAUCACAGGUUAUUAAUAAAAAAGCGAAAUCAUUGUUGGUAGUUCAGAAGAAAUUGAAUUUUUCAAAUCAAUCUGGAAAAAACAUGGCAUAUUAAAAGAAUGAUGUAAUAUA
Molecule: messenger RNA, 1009 nt
Organism: Paramecium sonneborni
Lineage: Eukaryota; Ciliophora; Oligohymenophorea; Peniculida; Parameciidae
Source: the annotation of a GenBank genome assembly